Molecule: messenger RNA, 4942 nt
Organism: Centruroides sculpturatus (bark scorpion)
Lineage: Eukaryota; Metazoa; Arthropoda; Arachnida; Scorpiones; Buthidae
Exons: 6
Coding region: 3272-4633 (453 amino acids)
Source: RefSeq, a predicted model, not a curated record
CACAAAUUGUGUAUUUUUAUUAAAUUUUAAAAUUCUGUAUCAAUAAAAUUGUAUUGUAUUGUUAGAUUGAGGUGUUGUACAGAUAAAAUUUCUGCAUUUUUAUAGCAAUCUAGAAAAUUUGCUGAGUUGUACACAAAAAUUCUGCUGUUGAGUCAGUGGAGAGCAUGCAUACAGAACAAUGUUGUAUUGUUGAAUCAGUUUAUACAAUUCUACAUAGAUAAGUAUGUUUAUGAUUAGUCUACGAAAUUCUGUACGGAUAGACACACCAUUGUUUAAACUAAAUUUAAGAAAUUCUGCAGGAAAUAUGGUAUUUUGCAUCGUUUGCAUACGGUUUUCAAUAUGAUGUUACUUCAGAGGAACAAUACCAUUGCUAAAUUAAGACAAUAAAAUUCUAUGUACGAGUGAAAAUCCCAUUGUGCAGACUUGUAGAUAAGAUUUUAUUGCUUUUAACAAUAUAUAAUUUUAUAUUUAACAAUAUAAAACUUGGCUUAUUGUUAAGUUACAAUUUGGCACUCCUUACAGAUUUUUUAAUGGUUGCAUUAGCUUAAAUUAUGCAUAAAAACAAUGAUAUAUUGUUAAAUUAUCGUAAACAAUAUUUACAAUUGAAAUUUCUAAUCUACUGUUAAUCUUCAAACAAACGAGUAAAGGCGGCUUUUAUAUUAGUAACACUGACUGCUGAAGGCCUUGUUGAAGCACAUCUUGGCAUUCAAAGGAUUAAGCGUGUAAGCAAUAAAAUAGCUACAAUGAACAAUUGUUAAGCAAUUUACCACAAUUUUUAUGUUCUGCAGAUUAAAUAUCAUUGUUUUUUAGCUUAUAAAGUGUUGCCAUAUUCAAAUUUUCAGUUAUUAAUGCCAAGUUUAUGGACUUAAAAGAUAAAGACACGCAGUACUGUACGUUGCUUGAAGUUAAAUAACUUGCAGAUUUGAAUUGACUUACCAGACGCAUUUUUUUGGUGCGUCAACCACUUCAAAACCCUCCUCUUAAACUCAAAUUAAAUUAAACUAAUCUUAAGACAAUUAAGGAAUUAAAAUAGUUGCAAAUUGACUGAAUUACAUAUUUUUUGACUUAUUCAUUCUCUACUUUUGCAUAUUCUAUUCUUAUUUUUUUGAUACGCGGGAGGAAUUUAACUAUUAUAAUUGAAGCGGACAUAAUAUAGGGCUAAUGCCCCCUCCUACGUCACGAUUACGUCCCGGUCAAUUAGCGUUUUAGCCCGGUAUUGAUCACAGAUGUUCCCUGUUGAGUGGGAGUAGAGAGACUGUAGGAAGAGUUCAUUUUUUCGGAUGGGGGAUUGAUACACCGUCUUUUAAAUGCUGAAAAAUAGUCAAAAAAAUACCCAUUUUUUUCCUCUCCCCCCUAAAUGGCAUUCUACAUAUUUAUGAUCCCCCCGGUACAUAAAUAUAUCCAGUUAAGAUCCCCCCUCUAUCCAUAUCCAUUUGGUAGAUUAUAUAACGUCCUUAAUUUAAGUGGACCACUUUAUAAAUUAAGAUCCUUAAAUUGAUAAAAAUCUAAAGAAACAAAGACAGAUUAAGGAAAAGUCAUAAUUUAGUUGAGGUCCACAACGGGGAUAAAUUCUCCAACCCUGUAACUAAAGUUCAGGGGUAUGAGGUUGUUUAGAACACAUUGCAGGAGUGAUUCUUCAAACCAAGAUAAUUCGUGACAGCUUACGCAAUCUCUCCCAAACAAAAUGAAAAACCUGGAGUUAUAAAUGCCUUAUUUUCUUCAUCCCCCCUUCAUCAUCAUCAUCUUCUUCUUCUUCGAGCGUAACUCGUGUUAAGUAUCCAACGGGGGGUUCAACGAUCGUUGGAUGAAGUUAAAACUUCUUCACGCUUCGAACGGAAAAUUAAACGAAUUCUCUCUUUGAAUGGUGUGGUGUGGAAAAUCCUUACGUCACUCCGAUAGGAUGAUAUCAUUUCCGGAUGACGUCAACCCGCUAAAUCGUUUCGAGAACGAAACCUUAACAGUGUGUGUGUCGGAAACGUGAUUGAUGAUUACUCAGUUGUAUGUCGAUUAGUGAGGUGUAUUUUUUUGAAUAAGUUAUUAUUGUUGGAGAUUUGGAACGUCCAUUUUUCCAUUUAGAGUGGCACCAGUAGGAAGAGGAUUGUUUAUUAUUGGAUAAGUUGUGUGGUUUCUCCUAAUACCGUCUCUCGGAAGUGUUUCGUGCUUUUUUAGAACGUUUUAUUUUGUUAUGUGAAUGAUCGUUACGUCAUAAUGGAAGACCCUUUUCUAAACGGUCCUGUUCCGGUGUUCAUUAAUUUUUACAUUAUUACAUCAUAUUAGAAGCGUAGACAUUGAUCAUGACAAUAUAAUGGAAGAAUAGACAUUGAUUGUCGCAUCAUUUUGAAAGAUUAGACGUCUAUUAUUGCGUCAUACUCCACAAGUGAACGCUUUGUGUCAUAUUGGAAGAAUGGACGUUGUUACGUCACUUAAAACAGGAGCAUUGUUACGUCAUAUUUUUACCAUCGUUUCUUCGCACUGGAAAACUGACAUUAUUACGUCAUAUUGGAAGAUUCGGCAUUGUUGCGUCAUAGUGGAAGGCUGGAUAUCGAUUAUUACGUCACAUUGGAAGGCUGGAUAUUGAUUGUUACGUAAUAUUAAGAGACUAGACAUAGCUCGUUACGCCAAAUUGGAAGAUUUAGCAUUAUUUCGUCAUAUAAGAAAGUAAUAGGCAGGGGAGCCUCUAGGAUUUUUUCCCAAAGGCAGAAAACAUUUUUGUAUCGUGUCAUUAUUUGCUUCUGGGGAGAUAACCUCUUGUCCAAGUAUUUACAAUCGAAUGCAGGGGACAGUCGCCUGACUCGCCCUCUCCUGCCGGCGCCUUACUUAUGAGACAUUCAUUACGUCACGUAUCCAAAGUGAUCAUUGUAAAAUCAUUUAAGAAUGUUCCUCAGCGCAUAGGAAUAUUGUGUGAUGAGACUCCAUUAACGAUACAAGAACAAUCCCCGCACCGUCGUCAUCACAGCUCCAUCUGUUUAUCAAAAACUAUAGAUUCAGGUGCAAGUAAUCAUCCUGUUCAGUUUCAAAGUAGUGACAUUUAUACCCGAAAUUCGUUUGCUAUAAAAACAAUCUCCAUGCCCAUCUGGGAGGAAAUCAAUUGGUCGAGAGAUUGUAGAAUAUGUUUACACAGAUGGUGACACAAAGAUCCCAUUACAGUAGGAUUAUCCGAGUGAGAAUCCAUGUGAGCAGCUUUGACCUCGGUUAAGACAAAUACGAAAGAACAAUGAUACCUCCUUAUUCUGUCCACGUAUAAUGGAGUACGGGUGACAUUUUUGUAACCAUGUUGACAAGUCGCCAUUGUCAAGAUCCGUAUCGAGAAUUGGAGCUGUAUUUAGAACAAGCGCAGGAAGAGAUAGGGAAAGCUUUUGAAACUUUGACAAAGAAUAAUUUAGAUGCGGAACCUCAGCUUUUAACGAGGAGGAGAUCGUCGUCUCCCUUACCAUUUUCCUGUAACUAUUCAAAAAACAUUCCCGUCUGUCGGAAACUUUCAUCUCCGAAUAUAUCUGUCGACUGUAACUGCGAUAAUAAAAUCGUCAGAUGGCACGUGAAUGGCGAAAGAGAAUCAAAUUGUUCCUGUAUAUUGGGAAAAUUGAGAGACGAGGCGGAAAAAAGUGAAAACGAGAAAGAUAAUUACCCACGUCCACCUAGCGGAAACAUAGAACUUCUGACUGAAUGGGUGGACAGUUUUGUAGAAGCUAUAAACACUUCUCUAAGUGCUGAUGAUGUAGGAAUCAAUGAGAAUGAUUCUCAAGAAAUUAACUUAAAGUCAAAUGUAGAUGAGUUUAGUAAUUCUAAAGGAACUAGUAGUGUUUCUAGACCUUUAUACAUUCCAGUUGCUAAGAAAAAUUCAGAAUUAAAUGUAAAAAUAGAUGUAAAUAAGAAGAAAGUAACAAAUGGUAUAGAUGAAACAGAUUUUCAGCAGAAGGAUAAUAAUUAUUCUAAAGAGAAUUAUGAUAAAAUGAAUAAAAUUAAAAAUCAACAACUUACCACUGUAAUUAACUCAAAAUAUGUAAAAGAAGCAGAUAAACAAUCGGAUGGACAAGAUGCAAUCACUCAAACUACUCCACAGUUGUCUCGCAGUUCUAGCAUUACUGGUGUUACCGAAUGCAGCGAAGAAAUAGUUUCCAUAAGUUCAUCAGAAGAUAGCAUUCCAAGAUUUUCAUCUUCGUCUUCGUCGUCGGCAGAGUUUCAAACUGCAGAAUCAUCAUCAAGCCUUAGUUCAGACGAAGAAAUAAGAGUAGAAAACUUUCCCAAGAAAAUAUUUCAAAAGGAUCACUCGAGGACAACUUCGGGGACGCCGCCACCUCUUUCUCAAAAGGAACAGCGUGCUAUGAGAGAGGUUCAUUCGGAGAUUUGUCUGGCAUUAGAAGAAUGUCUGAAGAAAGGCAGCAAAAGUGGAAGGUUGUCCAUCAAAGAACUGAACUUGAAAUCUUCCUCCGCACCUUUACUAGAAGUGAAAUUUUCGGCCAGCAGUCCAAAUUCUCCGAUAGGCAAUUCCAAUUUUUCUGCAGACUUAUGCGAUGCUUGCAAACAGAUCGGGGAAGGAAAAGUGACCGUGCCCGCGAGAUCUCACUCUGUGCAAGAAUUAACAGGUAAGAUGAUUUUUAUGAAUGGCGACGGAUGUACAAACAGACGUCCGUGAGAAAGUUCUUUUACCUUUUAUUGCGUGGGUGUUGGAUAUUUGUCUCCUCUUUACUCUUAUAGGAAGUAAACACGGGGCCUUUUAUGUGGGUCGUCUUGCUUUUUUUAAUGAUAUUUAAACACUGAUUUUCUUAAUUUUUUUGAAAAUCAGAUUUUAAAAAUGUUAAUUUUAUUUUAAAAAAAGGCUUUUAGAAUGGAUCUUAAUUGCUCUCUGCUUCGAAAAUCAUAGUUUUUUUACUCGAAAAAAAGCACAAUUUAGUGUUUUUAGUUGUUUUUUUCUAAACUAAAAAAGGGUUUUUAUUGUGUUUUA